AUGUCAGCAACUUCCAUUAAGAAUUAUUCAUACAAUAAUAACAACAACAGCAACAACAACAGCAACAACAGCACUACAAAUCCUCGUUCCAAACUAUUCUUCGAUGACUUAUUACUACCAUCGUUAGGUCCCACCAAUAAUCACACUCAUUCAGCCCCAAUUCUACCAUCCAUUCUAUUGAAUAACAACCCAACAGAAUGUACAUUGAACAUCUUACUACAGAAAAAGGCAAACACCGCACCAGCAUCACCAACACAUUACCCAUCUUCUCAUUUCCACUUCCAUCAGAAAAAUAACAGCUAUUCCACCAUCACACCUCAGGCAUCACCAAUAUUCGAAAAGAGUCAAUUAACAUCCUCCUCAUCCUCAUCCCAAUUUAGACCGUAUUCUUUACCUUCACCAUUCAAUAAUACUUCCAAAUCACCCAUUUCUCCACCAAUUCAUCUACUUGAUCGUCUCCCCAAAUUAACGCCAACCACAUCCAACACAUCCCACAUUACUUUGACACCGUUGAGACACUUACAAUUAUUACCAGAUCCAAGAAUUCAAGAAAAUUCCUACCAUUAUCCAGACACAUCAGAACCAACACCAUAUUGGAAGGAUAACAUAAUAACAUGGUGCAAGGAGAAAAACUACCAGGAAUAUAAACAUAUAAUGAAUCAGAAGGGGUCCACCCCCCGUAUGAUGAAAUUAUCCUCCAUAUUGGAACCCAAAGAUCAAUUCCAAAAUUUAUCUAAUAACAGUUGGCAUUAUACGACACCUGUCACACCACCAAUGAGUCCACAACAUAACUCUCCCAAUUUGGUACAUGAAUCAUCUUAUUUGAGAAGUAGACAAACCUCAAUGGCAUCGGAUGAAACUGAUGAUGAAAGUGUGGCAAGUGAAGAAGAACAAGCAGAGGUGCAAACAGCCAUUGAGUUCACUCCAUUUAUAAGUGAAAAAUUAGUACAAACAAUAAAGAAACAAAAAUUAAUUUCCAAUCGUCAUAAGAAGACUAACAGUUUUAAAGCAUUAGAAGUGAAAAGGUUAUUGGACAAUAGAGACAUUCUUUCCAUUAAUUCCAAAUCGAAAACACCAAGGACUCAUCGCAUUUCCAAGAGACAUUCCAUUGGUGCAGCUGCAAAUAACCUAGUGAAAAGGAUUGAUUAUCAAAAUGGGAUCACUUCAGCCAGAUCUAGUAGCAAUUCCACUACUCCAACAAGUUCAGGUCAUACGACUCCCAGAUCACAAUCACCUAAACGUUCACGUUCUUCCUCCCCGCAUAAAUCCGCCAAAUACUAUAAAUUUGCAGUGGAUGCAUUUUCCCCAUCAUCAACACUAUCCACACCUUCUUCCAGGUCCAGAUCUAGAUCCAGAUCUUCUUCCCCCUCUCGUAGUCUCCAUUUAAAGACACCAACGCAAAACGAGAACAGAAGUGUGACAACGACUAUUCGCAAUAGUUCACCAACGAAGAAAUCAAGAAGAAGAUCAUCCGGUACAACACGUCAUCAUCAUCAUACCAUUCAAAGAAAAUGUGUCUCCUGCCACAGCAGCGAUUCGCCAUGCUGGAGACCAUCCUGGUCCAAGAUGAAAUAUGACCAAUUGUGUAACUCGUGUGGGUUGAGGUUCAAGAAGACACACACUAGAUGCCUCAACGAAUCCUGUUUGAAGAUCCCUACCAAGGGUGAACUAAGCAUCAUGAAGGCCAACGGCAUGGAGACCCAGUACGUGGAAGCAAGAAAGGCCUCAGUGGAGGGUUACAGAUGUCUGUUCUGCAACUACAUCACCGAGACCACUGUAUAG
Molecule: messenger RNA, 1782 nt
Organism: Naumovozyma castellii
Lineage: Eukaryota; Fungi; Ascomycota; Saccharomycetes; Saccharomycetales; Saccharomycetaceae
Gene: ASH1
Product: DNA-binding transcription repressor ASH1
Exons: 1
Coding region: 1-1782 (593 amino acids)
Source: RefSeq, a predicted model, not a curated record